CCGAGCCUGUCAUGAGAAGAAUUAUUUAUGACAGAUUUUUCUGGAUGCAAUAACUUAUAAAGAAAGAAGGCCCCCUUUGAGGUACCUUUUCUUUUUCACCAUAACAUAAAAAGUUCAAACUUUCUUAAAGGUCCUACAAUUUUCUGGCCUAGAAAGUGCACGUAUGCUUGAUCUUCUUCAAUUUGUCUUCCAUUCUUGAACACCCUUCCCCAUUCUGGAAUGAAACAUUAAUUUACUCGUCUAAUGUAACUGUGUAAGCCUAGACUUGGAACUUAACUUGACCACGUUGCAAGGUGUGUGAAUCCCUUAGUAGCAUGCAUCAUAAGAUGCAUCCAAAAACUAUAUAAAUUGAUCGUCAUUAUCGGUGGACUAAUAUCAUUAAACAUCUAUUUAUCAAAUUGACCCCUAUAUCGACUCGGAUCGGACGGACGAGUCGAAGCAGGAGAGCUGGAGAUGAAUCGGAGCUUCUUCCAGUGGCAGGAAAAUGCUGUCUUGAUUCUUCUUUAUACUGAGAAUUAUCCAUGAUGCUCUGUAGGUUUGAAUGUUGCUAAGUUAAAAUACUAAUGAGUGUGAUAAUUAAAUGAUUCGUUUCAAUGUGGUUGAAGAUGAAUGAAAAGGCCGAUUCGGAGAUGUAUAGUUCGAUCCUAUGUAGAGUGACGCAUUUAAAAGAAACCAACGCGGUCUGCACAGAGGAGUUACUGCACCUUCCUUCUGUGAGUCCAAGGAAUGUGGGCUCAGUGGGGGUCAGGGAAUCGAUGCUUAAAACUUUUCUUCUUCUUUUCAAACUUCUUUUUGUUAAUUUGUUGGAUCAGCAUUGCUCAGAAUGAGCCUUUUGCCUUCCCCUAAACGAGCCUCUGCCGUGGAUGACUCGUCCUCCAACACUAUAAAUACUGUUAUGCUGCUAUAGAGGUUCAUCAUCGGCUCUCUUUAUCUCUUCUUUCUCUGAUCAUGGAUGCCAUUAAGCCAGUAGUUGUGUUCGCGGCUCUUGCCUUUCUGGUGUUCCAUCUUGUUGAGGGCAGACUUGCGUCUGAGUUGCAAUUGGCAGAAGUCAAGGGACAUGAAAGAUCCCUCCUCCAAACUAUAGACUGCGCAGAAGCUUGCAGUGUGAGGUGUUCAAAGGCAUCGAGGCAGAAAAGGUGCGAGUUCGAGUGCGGGAGCUGCUGCAAGAGAUGCAACUGCGUCCCUCCCGGCACCUACGGCAACAAGGAGGCCUGCCCUUGCUAUGCUAGCAUCACCACUCACGGUGGAAAGCCCAAAUGCCCCUGAAGACUUGAAUACUUUGCGAGACGUUACAUAUGGAAUUGUUAUUUGCAUCUUCUUCCCUUGGCUUGUUUGUCCAGCUCUGUUUCUAAUGAUCUACAGUAAGAUAAUGUAUUAGCAGGAACUCCUGCUUCCAAGUC
Messenger RNA from Nymphaea colorata (pocket water lily), 1400 nucleotides. Its product is annotated as cypmaclein-like. NCBI's taxonomy places the organism in Eukaryota, Viridiplantae, Streptophyta, Magnoliopsida, Nymphaeales, Nymphaeaceae. The record is from RefSeq and is a predicted model, not a curated record. The coding region runs from base 949 to 1266 and encodes 105 amino acids. The transcript has 3 exons.